AUGGCCGCCCGCAACCCCUACCAUGGAAUCGACGAUUUGAACUCGGAAUUUGGCGACGACAUUGCCGAAAGUUCGUCGAAAACGAAGCGAAAAGGCGAUUUUUGGGAAAAAGAGCAUCCGGGCGAAGAGCCAAAGAAGAAAAGAGGCGAGGAAGGGCUGGAUUCGAGGAGGAGCACGGCAGAAUGCACCGACGGAUGGCGAAGAUGA
This is a messenger RNA of Caenorhabditis sp. 36 PRJEB53466, 207 nucleotides long. Lineage: Eukaryota; Metazoa; Nematoda; Chromadorea; Rhabditida; Rhabditidae. The record is from the annotation of a GenBank genome assembly.